Messenger RNA from Henningerozyma blattae CBS 6284, 399 nucleotides. RefSeq names its product Sdh7p (gene SDH7). Gene Ontology annotation, cellular component: mitochondrion; mitochondrial intermembrane space. NCBI's taxonomy places the organism in Eukaryota, Fungi, Ascomycota, Saccharomycetes, Saccharomycetales, Saccharomycetaceae. Bases 1 to 399 code for a protein of 132 amino acids. The record is from RefSeq and is a predicted model, not a curated record. Gene Ontology annotation, biological process: mitochondrial respiratory chain complex II assembly; succinate metabolic process. The transcript has a single exon.
AUGAAAGGAACUAGACAAUUAUUGAUGGCAACCCGUAGAUCUGUAAAUAGACCUCCAAGACAACUUUUACUACCACCUUUACAACUUUACAGAAGAAUUCUAAGAGAACAUAAGAACCUCCCACAGUUACAAAGAGAGCUAGGUAAUCAAUAUUUAAAAAAUGAAUUUCGGUUGCAUAAAGAUAUCGAGAAUCCGUUACAUAUUGUUGGAUUUCUAACUAGUUGGCAAGACUAUUUAUCAACAAUUAGUAAUGGAUCUUGGGACUCAGAGAAGAUGACUUCUGCAGUUUUAGAAAAAAUGUCACCAGAACAAAUUACUCAAUUAUAUGAACUAAUGAAAGAAACUCAAAAUGUACGUGAUGGAACCCCUGAAACUACUAACGAGACAAAAACUGAAUGA